AUGCGUAGAGCGCCUUUUCUAAUGCAGAUGCAGUUUUCUCUUCCAAUCAUCGCCAAGAAGUCGGACCUUCAGCAACAUGGUGAUACAUUUCCUCGAAAGACAGAGUCUCGUUUUUGGACAGUGGAAAGGAUGACAGACUUCGAAAAUGUUGGAUUUUGCAACACUGUGGAGGGCAUUAAGUACCUCAUAUGCGCAGACUGUGAAAUUGGCCCACUGGGCUACCACGAUACUCGCCUGGAGGCAGGUGGUCAAUCGCUCUUCCACAUAGCUGUUUCCCGUGUCCGGACCCUUGAUUCUAUUCCAUUUUCCGGCUAG
Messenger RNA from Hydatigera taeniaeformis, 315 nucleotides. Lineage: Eukaryota; Metazoa; Platyhelminthes; Cestoda; Cyclophyllidea; Taeniidae. The record is from the annotation of a GenBank genome assembly.